Molecule: messenger RNA, 987 nt
Organism: Metarhizium acridum CQMa 102
Lineage: Eukaryota; Fungi; Ascomycota; Sordariomycetes; Hypocreales; Clavicipitaceae
Source: RefSeq, a predicted model, not a curated record
AUGAUCGACCCUGAAGCGCGGCUCUGGGCAGGAUCGGGCAGCUUGAUCAUCGGCGGUCCUUGUACUUGGCACAUUACGGAUCUUGACCAGAGAAGGCACUUCUCCGUCACAUAUGCCCCGCCAGUCCCAGUUCAAGAUGUCGAGGAUACCGAGGACAUCUGUAUGGCACAGAUCCGAAAGCAUAUUGACCAGCUUGGUGAUGGUGUCUACGGAAUUCGCGUUUCAGAACCAAAUGGACCUGUUACAAUAUCCACUGACCAGGAAGAUGAUGUGACCUGCUGGAGCCGCUCACCUCGCGAUCAUCCACACAUUGUUCCUUUUGACUCUGUCGUUCUUGACAAUAUCCGCGGGGGAAUCGUCGGCUCCACCAGUCUUAUUCCUGGCGGUACACUGAAGGAUAACACAACUAGGCCGUUCCGUCUUCAGUGGCUUCACCAGCUGCUAUCUGUGGUAGACGACCUAAACUACCAGCACUAUACGCCUGAUCGGGAUGAUAUGAAGGGUGUCAUCUUUACGCUAUAUGAGAUUAUCACUCUGGAUGAACCCUUUCGUGAAGUUCCGCACGAGAAACAAGAUGCUGAAGCAGUGCUGCAAAUGGAGUGGCUAAAGCACCCUAAAGUACAGCUAGAUAGCGAUAUUCAAACCUUUCGGGGCGUCUUGGAUACAUGGCUCGCCAAAAGGAAAGGAAAGGAGUUUAAGCCCAAAGAUACGUGGGUGCAGUGGCCAUGGAUGCCCAAGCCGCCGGCAGGGCCGGUGCUGACUUAUGGACCCGAAGGGAAAGUGACUGGAAAGGAGAUGAGGUCUGUUCGUGUUCUGAUUCGGAAUCACCUAGUCCAGAUGGGCGAGCCAUAUUGGGAUUGGGAGAGGCCAGCAAGCUAUCGGCUGAGGGAGGUUCUUGGAAAGGACAUUGAAAGCGAGGGCAAGAAAGUCAGAAAUCCUCCUGCAGGUGAAGCACCAAACAGAGGAACUCCAACGGCCUCUCUGUAG